Molecule: messenger RNA, 1459 nt
Organism: Cryptomeria japonica (Japanese cedar)
Lineage: Eukaryota; Viridiplantae; Streptophyta; Pinopsida; Cupressales; Cupressaceae
Product: homeobox-leucine zipper protein HAT5
Exons: 3
Coding region: 294-1226 (310 amino acids)
Biological process (GO): positive regulation of DNA-templated transcription
Cellular component (GO): nucleus
Molecular function (GO): DNA-binding transcription factor activity, RNA polymerase II-specific; sequence-specific DNA binding
Source: RefSeq, a predicted model, not a curated record
CCUAGGCGCCCAUUAUUUAGCCCACUGGUUAGAAUAGCUUUUUUGGGGGCUACACUGAAAAACAUUGGUUAAAUUUUGUGUGUGCUGGCCUAUUGAAAAACAAAGCUUAUUGAAGAAAACCAUAAAAUCUGUUGUCCUUCCCUGAGAUCUCUAGCUAUAAGUUCCAUUUCUUUUCACCCCCGAUUGCCUCUCUUCCCACCGAGUAGAGAGCCCGAAUCAGUCAUGGAUUGAAAGCUUUGACAAGAUAUGGAAUGAGUUUUAGCCUAUGGUAGAAGAGCUGGUUCUGUGUCUCCAUGAAGACUGAGGAUCAUUCGUCUAUAGCAGCCGCCAUGAUUUCUUCUCCAGUGGCACUUCAAGCAGGUCCUCGAUCCAUAAGACCCCAUGAAUCUACUCAGAAUUUGCGCAAGAGAUUAAUGCAGGGUGCUUUCAUGGAACUUUCGGAUGACAAUUUGUGUGAUGAAGAUGGUGGGUCUGAUGAGUGUGGACAUUUUGGAGAUAAGAAGAGAAGAUUGACAUUUGAGCAGGUGAAGACAUUGGAGAAGAGUUUUGAAGUGGGUAACAAACUGGACCCCGAGAGGAAAUUGCAGUUGGCUAGGGCGUUGGGGCUGCAGCCCAGACAGAUUGCCGUUUGGUUUCAGAACAGGCGUGCCAGGUGGAAGAACAAGCAGUUGGAAAAAGAUUACGAUCUUCUCAAGCUUGACUAUGAUGCUCUGAAGGCCACCUAUGAGAAUCUGCUUCAAGAGCAUAAGCAAAUCAAAGAUGAGGUUCAACGGUUGAGGAGGGAGCAAGUGAACAGAGAUGAGAGCAACUACAAGGGGAGAGAUUCCAAGAUCGAGUCUCAGCAGAAAUCAAAUGCAUUAUUCAACCAAACUGCAACUUCUACCACUGAGUUAUCAAUAAGACCUGAGAUGCUAAUCAAAAGCAAGGAGGUAUGUGAGAAAGAUUCACAAGAAGGUGGAUGUUCAAGCUUUGUGAGUGAAGAUAGUUCUGUUCUGAACGUCGACAGCCCAAGAACAAUUGACAGCUUUCCUUCUUCACAACCGACUGGUAGAGAAAAUGAGCUACUAAUGAGAAAGUCCUUGGCAGAGCAAUCAGAUUACUGUCAAAAAAUCCUGCCCAAAGUGGAGGAAAGCAUUCUAAUGAAUGAAGAUGAAAACUGCUGUAAUUUGUUUUAUGGUUAUGAGGAACAGGGGGCUAUGCUGUGGGACUGGAACCCUGAAAUAUAAUUUGGGUUUUUUGGUCAAUAGGCUUUCAUGGUUUAACAUAAGUCUUAGGAACAGUAAAUAAAUAAAAGCUGUUUUAGCUGUAAUAUAUCUCUUCUUUGAUGUUUCCCUUAUCUUCUUAAGUUUGCCCAGACCAUUCUGUACUGGGCUUCUACUGCAAUUGAGCUUUAACAGCUAACUCUGCAAUUUAUGUAACAAGUUAAACCAUGAGUGUGAAAAAAGAUUUAGUUUUGCUC